Molecule: messenger RNA, 5705 nt
Organism: Gambusia affinis (western mosquitofish)
Lineage: Eukaryota; Metazoa; Chordata; Actinopteri; Cyprinodontiformes; Poeciliidae
Gene: il13ra1
Product: interleukin 13 receptor, alpha 1
Exons: 10
Coding region: 1720-2883 (387 amino acids)
Molecular function (GO): protein binding
Source: RefSeq, a predicted model, not a curated record
CAAACACUACAAAUGACCCUGAUAUUUCCAUGACAACAAGCUGUUUCACAAAUCUUUACAUUCAAGGCAACUUAUCACUAACAUGCCGCAUAAGGUCAAACAAUAUCUUAGACUCCAGUGUGCAUGUAUUCAAAAAUAUCUAUGUUUAAAAUGGUUUUUUUAAAAAAAUUAUGAGUGAAAAGUUCACAGAACAGAACUCUGUUUUAGUUUAGUGAGGUUUUAUACUCGGGGACAGUGACUGCUACGGCUGUGGAAGAAUGCAAACCGGCAGACUGACGGAAGGUGAAUGACACAAAGGAUGUUGAACUAAAAAGAAACUAGAAACCAAGGGGGCAAGAUUAACAGUAAUCAAAGAGAAAUAAAUCCAAACACACAAAGAACAGAACACAAGACUAACCUAAGAAACUAAAGACAAAGGACUAGCAUAGCUACCUCUCAAACAAUAAUAAACACAAAGAUCCAAACUAAAUAGAAAAAUACCUACAGAACUUAAAUACAGAACUUAAAUAAAUCACCACACAGUCACCUAAAGAUCAGAACACACUGAGAUCUAAUUAGCUGAGCCACAAUAACAAAAAUACACAUUAGACUAUAGACACAAUAAUAAUUUCGAACUGUUCUGAGCUGUCAAUAUUUGCUUCCAAAAUUUAGAGUUGACUUUUUUAUGUUUAACCUCAAUUAAUGCUGAGGUCAAGAGUCAGGGUGAGCAUAUGACUACUUGCUGUUUCUUUUAAUUAUGUGCUCCAUUUUACCAGAUACUAAUUGUCAGCCCACAACUAACCGUACUAAUUAGCCUACUGACUGCAGAGCGGGGCAGCAUCGACUUCUGGCUCUAACAGACCUAUUAAUAUGUUUUUACGAAGCCCACCGAUCCUCCACUGAUUCCCUGUGUUAAUUGCACCGGUUUGAACUUGUUACCUGUACAAAAGACUCCUGUCCAAUUAAUCAGUCAGACUCAAACCUCUCCACCAUUGGCAAGACCAAAAGGUUGUCCAAGGACAUCAGGGACAAAUUAUAGACCUGCACAUGACUGGGAUGUGUUACAGGACAAUAGGCAAACAGCUUUGUGAGACGGCAACAACUAUCCAAUUAUUAGAAAAUGGAAGGAACUCAAGAUGACGACCAGUCUCUCUUAGAUUGGGGCUCACAUCUUGAAUUAUUAAUGUUUAUGAGACAAGUGAGGAUGGCCCAGAACUACAGAGUAGGACCUGGUCAAUGACCUGAAGAGAGGUGGGACCGUAGGUUACUAUAGUAACACACUACGCCAUUAUGGAUUAAAAUACAGCAACGCACAAGCCAGUGCAUGCCCAGGCCUUCAUUACUUAUCAGCUGGAUGCAUACUGAUAUUCUGACCCGCAAACUGCUCGCAUUUCUACUUAAAAAAAAAAAAAAAAAAAAAAACCGUCGCCGCCCAACUUCCAACCUCCAGAACUUCUUACGCCUUCCCCCUUUAAAGAAGUUGGAAGCGAAAGCGAAUUUGCGCUGCUCUCUCUCUCUCUCUCUCUCUCUCUCUCUCUCUCUCUCCCUCUCUCUCUCUCUCUCUCUCUCUCUCUCUCCCUCUCUCUCUCUGUUUUGUUUUACUCUUUAAGUAAACGGGCAUCUUGGAAACCGAACGUCAGUCUGUCGUGAGAAACUCAAGGUGUUUGUUCACACUGAGCGGCACGAGGAAGGAAUAAGAAGAUAAGAAAAAGACAAACCGCGUUAAACUGUAUCAACAGGAUGUUUCGGUGCUUGGAGUUCGUCGCUGUUGUUUGUCUGUUUCUUGCGGCCAAAACCACAACAGAGCAGAUUUUGCCUCCACAAAACCUGUCCCUGCGCUGGAUAAAUGUGUUCAUUCCAGAGCUCACUUGGGAGCCGCCUCCGCACUCCAUGGCAAACUGCCACUACGAGGGAAAGAUCGAAAAGAACAACGAACUGAAAUCAACAUUUGGGCCUAUCAAAGACAAGUUUAUGUCUUUUAACAACGACCCGCUGUUCACGGAGGGAAGACAUCUGAGUUGCUCUUUGGAAACAGUUUGUCACGCUAAGCGAAGUGAACCUGCGUUUUUGAAUAUAACUUACCCAGGUCUGGUGAAGUCGUUGGAUUUCUACAUGACGUCCGCCAAACGAGGUCACUGCUCCUGGUCCCCCGCCAUGACAACCAUGACAACCCCAGACCUGCGCUUCUUCUAUCAAUUGAAGGAUCAGUUCGUGGACGGACCACCGACAGUGACACUACAAGAAUGCUCAUCGUACAGUUACACUGGUGGCGUGAAGUCUGGGUGUGAUUUGGAUACAACUGCAAGGAUGAGCAUUAUGAUACUGUUCAAUGCAACAGUGAACAACGAAGUUGUUUGGAACACCUUCCAUUUGGACGAAUUAAAAGUAAAACCAGUUGCCCCUGAUUGGACAGUCAAAGAAAAUAAGGACAAUUUCAACAUCAGCUGGACUCCUCCAGACGUGCUAGAUUUAUCAUCAUGGACAUUCAAAAUAAAUUACACCGUAUGUGGAAAAGAGGAGAGACCAUUGUCUGCAUCCGGACAUUCCUACAGGCUGGAGCGGUCCCCUUCCUGUCGGUACUGCAUGAAAAUUCAAGCCAUCAGCGACCGUGGCAACUCGCCUGAAACUGAUGAGAAGUGUUUUGAUCCUGAUCGGGCUUCCUUCUCGGCGUACAUCGUCAUCGUUGCCCUGUUAGUCACUCUGGCGGGUAUCUCCAUUGCAUGUUUGCUGAGGAAUAAGAAGCGUAUUUUCCCCAAAAUACCAGUUCCUUCGAACUUCUUCAAAGAUGUUAUGGAAAACAACAAUGAGAGUUUUUUUCGCAAGUUGUACGUCCCGCCAGAGGAACAAGAGAAUUGUACCGUCACGGUGGUGAAAGAUGCGCAGACCAUCAAACCAGACUGCUGAAACUCCUCCGCUGUCGGCGCACACUUCCUCUGAAGCAAGAAAUCCUAUUGGCAUUAACACGGGGGACCUGAUUCUGAGUCCAGUUUUACGAAACUCUGCAAAAAGUGAUCUCAGGCGACUGUAGAUUAAAAGGCCAAACUUUACGAUGUUCAUACAGCAGAAGAAAAUCGACUGCCGUUUGUGAACAGAUUCAAUGCCUGAGAUUCAGUCGCUUUGCACUAAAGGGUCACUGAACUGUGAGUCAGGACUUUUCCUUGGAGUUCCUUCUGACACAUGCAGCUGUUCCUACUUAGCCACAGCUGUAUAAGAUGCAGACUGGAAGAGAUCCACUAUUUAUCCCCAGCUUGAGGUGUUUUGUGUCAUAAAAUCUCUGGUUUCCACGUACAACUGAGGCACACCACGAACAUUUGUAGAUGGGAUUUCUUUCCUUGAAGAGUUCCCAGACCAGAAUCCAACAAUGUGCCACAAAUUCUCCUAUUAUUACUACCUACUCCUUGCUGUUUUUAUGUGGUGAAACCAGAGGGACGCAGUACUGUACGUCAUCUUUGUGUAAAGAGUUUUCCUUUUAAUUUGCACAUGGAAGCAUUUUCAGCCCGCAGUGGGAAGGAUAGUUAUCCUGGAAACGGGUGGAAAAUGCUACACUCUUUCUGCUUGAAUUUCUUGACAGUUGCAUAAAAAGAUGAGUCAUUUUAUCCCAUUACCUACAAGAAGCUGCUAAAUUCAUUCAAUCAUUUUUACACCAUGUAUAACAGAUAUAAAUCUAGGUAUGUAGUCUGCAAACCUAGCAAAUGUACUGUAAAUGUAAAUGCACACGACUCCAAAUGUUUUCUGGCGGCAAAGUGCUUUGAGUACAAUCGAUGGGAUGUCUGAGGUGUGUGUGAACCAACAUUAGGGAAAUACACACGCCUCCUUGGCUGCAUUAAGGCCAGAUUUGGUGUGACAAUAAUCCACGAGAGUCAGAUCCAUAAAUGCGGGAAAUUCUCAAGGUUACAAAACCAAACAUCUGACUGAAUGUUAACAAAAUAUAAGAUGGUAAGAAAAAACAUUUAACGAGGAAAAAGGAUGUUUCCACUGAGAUCAUUCAGUGUCAGAGAGUCCUAACUUUGGACAACGUUCUCAUGCCAGAGAUUCUAGUUCCUCUCUUCUGACACAACUGGCCUUAUCGCCUCAACAAACAUGGCGGCACUGGCCACCACCGACUCAUAGGACAGCCUCAGUAUCUUCCGGCAGACGUUCUGGGGCCCAGGCCUGUUCAGAAAGGAGAAAUAGCUCUGACCCUUCUUUUUAAAAACCUAUUUGCGUUUUUAUCCAAGUCUGGUUUAUUGUCCAAGUUACACCCCCCCAACAACCUCCAGUUACUCAGACCUUUCCUACCGUGACCCCUUGAAUGUCAACAGGGGUCCUGGAGGCUCUUGGACCUUUUCAAGUCCACAACCAGUACCAGUAUCACCACUUUGGGUUCCAAGUGGUUCCAUGUGAUAAAUGUGUCCAACACAAGCCUGUGUUAUCUCUCAUCACCGCCACCGAUGAGUCCAACUACCUCGGACUCAUGAGAAUACUUCUGUGGAUGGCAGGUGUCUGCACAGUGGCUGAAAUCACAGGUGUAGAGAAUAAAAAAGAAAAGGUGAGAAAGCUUUUGAUUAAACACUUUGGAGGAAAAAAAAAAAGAUUUUCAUUUGAUGAGUUAGUAUUACUAAAGAGCGUUAGUGCCAGCUUAUUGGUAGGUUUAUUAUGGACUUUGCAUCCAGGCAGUUCCCUUGUUUCUGUUCAGAAGUGGGCACCUCAAACUGCAAGAAUCAACCUUUAUAUGUUCAAGUUACUGCCAAAUUACCAAAUGUCUCAAUAUUUACAUUUUUUCAACUACUUCUUACCAAAAGUAUAAUAACAUAAUAACUGCAAUCUUGAAAAAAAAAAAAAAGUGUUCAUUUAACUUUUUCUCCUCUCUAGAACAAAAUCAGAACUCUUAUGGCAUUAAAUUUUUGGGGCGACAGCGGUAGGAGUUCACCCAGCAAUCGGUGGGUCGCCGGUUAGAUUCCCAGUCUGUCCGCCCCACCUUGCCUGAUAGUAGAUUAUUAUCAUCAGCAUGUAAAUGAGCCUUUUGAGAUUUGUAUUUGAAAUAUAUAAUGGAUUAUAAUUGUUAUAUUGACGGUGCUAAGUGAACUUUUUUUUUUUUUUUCACUAUUUUUAAGUCUUCCAAAGAUGUCCACCAUGGACCAGCCCUCUUUCCCCUCCCCCAAUCUCUGAAUCUGUUACUUUCCUAGUUUGGAGAUAUUUUCUGUGGAUGACAUGCUUUGUGUGAUUGGUCAGUGGAGCUGUUUGUAAAUGCCUUAAAAAACUCAGUUGGGUCUCUUUUAUAGCUGUAUAUUUGCACACACACAUACACACACACAGAAACUGUGGGUGCAUUUGUUUUAAAGUAAAGCCUUAUGUGUAUUUUUAUAUCUAUUUUUUUAUGAUAAAGCAGGUCUCAACAGAGGAAUGAUUGUAUUUGUCUUUUGUGGGGCUUUCAAGAAACACGGCUCCCAUUAGUUACAUUGUGAAUAUUCAUUGGUAGCAGUAGCAACCUUCCCUAUUCCUCCACCCUCUAUCCCCAACAAUGUAGUCAAAUGUCUAAUAUCAGCGAGGUAACUUUAGUUUACAGUUAUGUUUUUUUUUUCUAGCUUCUUUCUUUUUAGCUAUGCUAAUUAAGUACCUGCUAGUUGUAUCAUACCAUGUUACGCACCAACUUUCAAAGUGUGCCUCCAAAUCUUGGCAACAAGAAUGUCAUUUUUUAUUUUUUUGUUCUUCAAAAAAAAAUGUGAAUAAAAUGAAAAAAACACAAA